GUCUGGGGCCCUUGGGACUUCGUCUCCUCUCCGUUGUCAUACCUUCCGUUCUGCUGGCAAUAUCCCGGGUGCGGUAUAUUGGUGUAAUUUUGUCGAGCAUCCGAUGGUCCACGCAGAAACAGAUAAUCCAAGUGCCAAAAUGUCUGAGGAGACGGUGGAGGUGGUUUUGGCCUCUCAGGAGGAAGAGAAGGUGCACUUCGCAGCACCAGCCAUUCAGAAUAACACCGAUGGCUGGGGACCUUGUGAAUUGCCAGAUCAAUUCAAGGAUAUACCCUACCAGCCGUUCUCCAAAGGGGACAGGCUUGGAAAGAUAUCUGACUGGACAGGCUCUGCUUUCCAGGACAAGAAAUUCACAAACAAAUACACAUCGCAGUUUGGCUCCGGAAGUCAAUACGCGUAUUAUCACGAUGAGGAUGAGUCAACGUUCCACCUGGUGGACACUACUCGCGUCCAGAAGCCGCCGUAUCAACGCGGUCGUUUUGGCAAGAACCAGAGGAAUAUGAGGGGUCGUGGGGGUCAGAGGGGUGGUAUGAACCAGAUGCAACAGCUGGGAAAGCUGAAGCUCCGGGAGCGUGAGCGCAAGGGUCAGACGAAACGCUGGGGUCGUCAACAGGGACUGCGAAAUCACAAGAAUCAGCCUCCAAUUAAAAUUCGCGACGCCUCUGUCACCGUACGUCCUGACUGGGUCACCAUCGAGGAGAUGGACUUCCCACGUCUAGCCAAACUCUCUCUUCCUGGUAUCAAGGACGCCGACGAUGUCCUCUGCUGUGGCUCCCUCGAGUACUACGACAAGACCUACGAUCGAGUCAAUGUCAAAAAUGAAAAAGCUCUACAGAGAAUCGAUCGCAUAUUCCAUACUGUCACCACCACUGACGAUCCAGUGAUUCGUAAACUCUCCAAGACCGAGGGCACUGUUUUCGCCACUGAUGCCAUCCUCGCCACCAUCAUGUGCUGCACCAGGAGCAAUUACUCCUGGGACAUCGUCAUCGAGAAAAUCGGUGACAAGUUAUUCUUCGAUAAAAGGGAUAACACGGAGUUCGAUCUUUUGACAGUUAAUGAAACAAGCGUUGAGCCACCUCAAGACGAUGGGAAUUCUCUGAAUUCCCCCAGGAAUCUUGCACUCGAGGCAACAUUCAUCAAUCACAACUUUUCCCAGCAGGUACUCAAGGCCAGCGAGAACAGGUACAAGUUCGAGGAGGGAAAUCCUUUUAUCGGUGAAGAGGAGGAGGUCGAUGUGGCGAGUGUUGCAUAUCGCUACAGAAAAUGGGAUCUCAACAAUGGGAUCACUCUGAUAUGCAGGUGCGAGCAUGACGCUGUGAUGCAAGGGCCCAAUGGUGAGACCCAAUUUCUCACGAUUAAAGCUCUCAACGAGUGGGACUCGAAGCUCGCUAAUGGUGUGGAGUGGAGGCAGAAGCUGGAUACCCAGCGAGGAGCAGUUCUGGCCAAUGAAUUGAGGAAUAAUGCAUGCAAAUUGGCCAAGUGGACUGUCCAGGCCAUUCUCGCUGGCUCUGAUCAGCUCAAAUUUGGGUAUGUCUCCAGGGCCAGUGUCAGGGACUCCAGCAAACACGUCAUCCUGGGCACCCAGCAGUACAAGCCCAAUGAAUUUGCUACCCAGAUUAAUCUUAAUAUGGAUAAUGCCUGGGGAAUCCUUCGUUGCAUCAUUGAUAUUUGUCUUAAGCAGAAGGAUGGAAAGUAUCUCAUCAUGAAGGAUCCCAAUAAACCCAUGAUUCGACUCUACGAUAUCCCUGAUAAUACAUUCGAGAGCGAGGGUGAGGAGGACGAGGACGAGGAUGAACCUGUCAACGAUGCUUUUCAGAAUUGAAUUCCCUAAGUUCAUGCAACUGGCACUCGUAAUGAAUUCCUUCAACUUAUAAUCAUUUCAAUUAUCUUGUGUCUGAUUUUUGUAAUAGAAAGAUGCAUUUUCAGUGAUGAGAAUAAAUCAAUUGGAUUGCAUAUGUUGAUGUCUCA
Messenger RNA from Fopius arisanus, 1968 nucleotides. RefSeq names its product eukaryotic translation initiation factor 3 subunit d1 (gene eIF3d1). The transcript is spliced from 3 exons. Lineage: Eukaryota; Metazoa; Arthropoda; Insecta; Hymenoptera; Braconidae. Gene Ontology annotation, molecular function: translation initiation factor activity. The coding region runs from base 104 to 1822 and encodes 572 amino acids. Gene Ontology annotation, cellular component: eukaryotic translation initiation factor 3 complex; cytoplasm. Gene Ontology annotation, biological process: translational initiation. The record is from RefSeq and is a predicted model, not a curated record.